This is a messenger RNA of Nezara viridula (southern green stink bug), 2742 nucleotides long. The record is from the annotation of a GenBank genome assembly. Lineage: Eukaryota; Metazoa; Arthropoda; Insecta; Hemiptera; Pentatomidae.
CGACCGCCAGGAGAGGCGCAUGAGGGACUAUUGAGCUUACUCGUUCUUGAACCAUCCUGUUAUGUACAACUGUCCUAAGAGAUCUCUUUCUGGGAGCUAGUUAGGAAAGGCCUUGCUGUAGGUGACAUGUGGGAUGUGGGAGGUGUGGCUGUGGGCCGCCCUCUGUUCAGGACUAGUACUCUCGGCCCCCCACCUCGGGGAGAGCACGGAGCUAGCCUGGUUGCUAGUCCACGAGUCUCCCCAGCAAUCUCCGCUCGUUUUACGCAGAAUCACGCCCAAAAGCGUCUUCCUCGCACCGACGUUCACUUCUUGCUCAGAAGGAUACAGGCAAGACAGUAUGGGCCGCUGCGUCAAGGUGGUUAAGCUCAACCAGCAGGCUCAGUGGGAUUUCUUUCUACAGAAGCUUAAUUCCAUGUACGCUGCGCCUGCGGAGCCGCCUAAGAAGGAUGCUUCGACUUCUCUCAGGUUCCCUAUCCCUAUUGAUGAAGAUCCUGCUUCCACUACGACCACAACGCCGGAGCCUACCACGGCCGCAACUACCGAGGAACCGACAGAGACACAGUUCCUAAUAGUGGUCGCUAAUACAACAAUGCCGAUGGAAACAACAGCCGAAACAACCACCACAGAAGGAGUGACGACUUCGACGCAAGUGACCGAAGAGACCCUUCCCGUGUCGACGAUGAGGACUACCCUAGCCAUGGAGAGCACGACCACGACGACAGGAGGCUCGACAGGAGUGGAGACCUCUACCUUGCCGACGAGCAUGAAAUGUGAAGACUGCGAGGAGGCAGGCGAGACAGUGGUGACUGAGAGCUAUGCUCCACCAAAGAACACAGUUCGGUUCCCUGAAUUCCCUGAUCCGAGGAAACGACCAUCUUCCUCCUCCUCCUCCUACGUCAGGUUCCCGGAGACCUACCCUUCCUCAGUGGUAUCUUCCUAUUGGUGGCCUCAUUCUUGGGACAGGUCCCAGGUCGUCUGGCAAACGCCACCCCACCACAACAGGCCCUCUUCUUACCGACCGCAUUGGUCCACUCCCUUCUAACCUCUUUUAUAUUUUAUUAUUUAUGUUUCAAUACUUUUUAUUAAAUCCUAAACUCUAACAGAAACGAUUUUAUUUUUAAUGUCACUUGAAAUUCUUAAAAAUGUUUUAUAGUUUAAUUGAAUUUUAAAUCAUGUCCGUUAUUUAUUGUGGUUUUAAUUGAGACAUUUGUUUUAAAUUACAACUAUUACGGGUCAGUGUUGUGGUGCUUUGUUUUCACGUUUAUUAACACAUUAAAUACAUAAUUUAUAAAAGUGCUGAAUGCUGCCAAAGGUCGAACUUUAGAUGGGAGUAUUUGUUUAUAUUGUUAUUGUAAACAGAGUAUUAUUGUGUAGUUAUUUAUAUGUAGUGUUUUUUGUAAAUAGAAAUAUCUCUAUCUAUUAUAAAUACGUAAGUGAUCUGUCAUGCACUUAUUUUUAUUUCAUGUUGUGUAAAUGUGAAUUAAAUCUCUAAUAAAUGAAAAUUUGUAAAUAGUUAAUACGAGACAACCUGUCAUACCAUAAAAUAAAAUGCUGCAAUAGGAAGAAAUCUGUGUUCCCUCUGAUAUAUUUAUAAUAUUCAGUAUGAUAUCUAACUAUUAGGAUUUAAAACUUAAUAUAAUCUGUGUACCCACUAUUGUAUUAUAAUAUUGUAUAAUAAAUGUUAUUACUAUUAAUGAAUCGAGGGGUAAAUAAUGUUAUUACUUUCAUAAUAUAACUAAUUAAUUUUUAUCAGGUCUACCUUUCACUCAAGAAUAUUCAAUUCUAGUCAAUUUAAUAAUUUCUUAAGUUUUCUUGAUGAAAAUAGUUUUAUAAAUGAAACUGAAAAUAUUUGUUACUGAUAUAUGAUAUAUGAUAUAAUGUAUUCAAGUAGAAUCAUUUAUUAGAUUAGUUUCUAUGUUAAGGAAAAACUUGACUAUUUCACAAAAUUAAUAAAACUAUUUUCAUUCGCAUUCACUGAAGUAGUUUAAAAUAAUAAUAUAUCCGAGGGAAAACAAAUCAUUGGUUUAAGCCUAAAUUAAAUUAAUGUUUAUACUUAAAAAUUAAGUGGAGCUCUCUUCACUAAAAUAUACAUCAACUAAAAAGUUCUUAACCAAUAAAUACUUUUUUGAUGUAUAGUAUUAAAAUGAUUUUUGUUGUUUGUCCUAUUUGCAUGCAUCUUAUUAAUGAAGUAUUAAUAUUCACAGUUACCGAGCUUUAUUAUAUUAUUUUUGUUUGUAUACAGCUUACUAGGUAAAUAAGACAAAACCAAUAGACCUAAAUAUAUUGUUCUUGCUAGAUCUUGCCUUGUAAAACCUAAGCCUCAAUAUUUUCAGUGGGAGAAAAAUUCAUUUUCAUGGUAUGAACAAUCAAUCGUCUAUUAACUCUCAAGUUAUUGUAGUGUUUGUUUUAAAAAUUUUAUUUGAUGAAUUGAAACAAAAUGGCCCAUAUGUUAUUUAUUAUAAUUAAAUAAAAUAAGAAAAUGCAAUUUAUCAUGGAGAACCGUGUAAGACAAAAAUAACCUUUUACACAGUAUAUGACAGGGUCCAUAGUUCCUAAGACAAACCAAACUACAAUACUUAAUUUCCACAAAUUUAAAUAUUGUAGAAGCUAUAUUUGUGCAAUUAAGUUAUUUGUGUCAAAUAUAUAAUAUUUAUGAAUAUGUAUUUGUUAUACACUCGAUUCAAAUGCACUGUAAUUAUAUUCUAUGUAAGUUAUGUAUGGUUUGUUUGUACUAUACUGCCA